Molecule: messenger RNA, 1986 nt
Organism: Lachancea dasiensis
Lineage: Eukaryota; Fungi; Ascomycota; Saccharomycetes; Saccharomycetales; Saccharomycetaceae
Source: the annotation of a GenBank genome assembly
AUGGUGCCGGUCGACUCAUCAAUUGAAAUUAUUGAAACUCUGUCUCGAAAGCGCAGCAACGAUGUUAUAGAGCUGACAUCUGAAUUUGAUGAUCUUGCUCCGCUGGUAGUUCAAUCCUCUACACUAGGAUGUCCUUCUUCACCAAGAUCACAUAAUGCCAAUUGUGUUACACCCAGGUCUAGUCAGAAAAAUCCCAAAGACCGAUCUGUGGAACUGUCGUGUACCUUUCAAAACGACACUCAUUUGGAGAAUGGCAUAACCAACUCAGCUUCCCGCUCUAAGAUGAGGAAAAUCAUUAAUUUGGAUGAAUCGUGUGCUAAUUCUACUGAACUCCUCCAUGGCUCAAGCCCGAAAUUAUCACGCCUAUCUGUGUGCAAGGGAAUUAACUUGGAUCAGCUUGUAGGCGAUGACAUUCCUUCUUCUACAGAUUUCACAGAUGGGCAUAUCUCUUCACCACAAAGUGCUCAAAAAUGUUUGAGCAUAGCUGCUCUUACGGCUAAGUGGUCUCAAAAGCAAGAUAUUGGGAAGCUCGAAGAGAAUGUGUUAAGUAGCCCUCCUAGACCUCGAGAACAAGUUAACAGCCCACCUUGUGAUAAAAAACUGUUCGUCAGCUCUUCUUCUCUGGAUUUCGGUACAUCAGGAACAGGACUACAAAUUGCAGAAAUACCUAAGGAAUCUUCUGUUGCGGGAUCACCCUUGAAACGUUUACGAGAGGUGAAUCUUGAAAGCUGUAUUGAAGGUAGUCCUAUUCGUAGCCCAGCUGAUAAAAAUAAUGAAGUUGACACCAUUGAAGACUCUUCCGACUUUGUGCUAUUCGAAAAAUCAGAUCAAAAGAAUUUAAUUUGGAAACCAGAGCUCCAAAUGUCUAGACCUCGCGGUGUAAACUCUCUAGAUAGCCUCAAAGCCAAUUCAUUGCCGAAUGAAAAAGAUGACAAGCUGCAUGGUAAGUUCAGCAGAUUCAUCGUCAAUGAGAAAUAUUUUACGGAUGAGGACUCCCGACACGAAGUAUCGAAACAUCUAGCUUCUUCAGCAGCCAAGAAAAGAUUUAAUACCGUCAACAAGCUCAUAAAGGAUGUGGUGGCCUUAAGGGCGGAGAUUUUUUUAGAUAUGGAUGAGUCUCUUUGUGAAGAGUUCAAAGAAGAUGGUAUUGAUUUCCGAGAAGAGAUAAAACCUACAACAGUCAUUCACACACAUACGACUACACCACUGAUUAAGAUACGAAGAUGUUGCGAUUCAGUGUACGACUACAAACAUGGAAUUUUCUAUCCCGAAAACAGGUCUAUGGUAACCGAGACAGUGUCAUUGCUCUAUUUUGACGCGUUGGAUUUCUUUCAUCAGUACAAGACUCAAGCCUCACGCUUGGUAGGGCUGGUCAACACACUGAAAGAAACUAAGCAGCAAGUUAUUGUAAUUCUGAGUGGUCGAGAUCGUCUUUUCAAGGGUCUACAGAUGGUAGAGAAUAAACGGUUUAGAGAUCAAGUAGAUGAAGAGCUCCACGGAACAAAGGUCAAUCGAAGCCGGGCUAAGAGCAGACAGACUGAAAUAUUGGAGGAGUUGGCAAUGCCAGCAAACCAAAUUGAUGUCACCACUGAUAAAAUAGCGAUAUGUUUAGGUGUUCAAUUUUUCACCGCAGAGACCAAACGAGAUGCCGUCACUUGGAUUACCAACUUGAUAAGCGUUGUUAGCCGCAAGAGAUAUGAUCCUAUUAUACGGCAUCAGCAGUGGUCUCAUAUCAAUUUGAGGUCGGCACAAGAUUCACGAGAUGCGUUAGCGAAGGCCAUCGAGCAAUUGGACCAAAUGACACGACUAAGGGCCCAACGAGUAGUUGCGGUCUACAAAAGUUAUCAGCAACUCUUUGAGGACGUGCAAAAUGGUUUUUUGACCAGCGGGGAGGAUGGAAAUGCGCUAAUGCCAGGAGCAGCUGAAUCAGCUGUUGUAUCUUUACUGACGGCCGAAAAUCCGGAUGAUCUUGUCUACUUAUCCUAA